This is a messenger RNA of Mugil cephalus (flathead mullet), 1266 nucleotides long. Its product is annotated as GTPase KRas. Gene Ontology annotation, molecular function: GTP binding; GTPase activity; GDP binding. Bases 273 to 836 code for a protein of 187 amino acids. Gene Ontology annotation, cellular component: plasma membrane. The record is from RefSeq and is a predicted model, not a curated record. The transcript has 5 exons. Lineage: Eukaryota; Metazoa; Chordata; Actinopteri; Mugiliformes; Mugilidae. Gene Ontology annotation, biological process: Ras protein signal transduction.
GUGAAGUCGCUCCGCUUCCAAACCACAAUGGAGAAUAAGUAGGAAGAACCCCGGGCUCGUAAUUUAUUUAUAGCGUAAAGUUACAUUUUUUAACUUGUAGCUUCACAGUCUUGAACUUUAUAUCUUGACACGUGGUUUUUCGUCAGAAUCGUACUUUGCGGAAGGAUCGCGAAGAGCUUGUGGAAGAGUUUGUAACGAGGAAAUGGUCCGAGGCUAACGUUAUGUAGCAUGCUAAUCUCAUUUAUUCACUAAGGUAAAGUCCACACACAGGUAUGACCGAGUACAAGCUGGUGGUGGUCGGGGCUGGAGGUGUGGGGAAGAGCGCCCUCACCAUCCAGCUCAUCCAGAACCACUUCGUGGACGAGUAUGAUCCGACCAUCGAGGACUCGUACAGGAAGCAGGUGGUGAUUGACGGGGAGACGUGUCUGCUGGACAUCCUGGACACUGCAGGUCAGGAGGAGUACAGCGCCAUGAGGGACCAGUACAUGAGGACGGGGGAGGGCUUCCUCUGCGUGUUCGCCAUCAAUAACAUCAAAUCGUUUGAGGACGUCCACCUGUACAGGGAGCAGAUCAACCGGGUGAAGGACAGCGACAGCGUUCCCAUGGUUCUCGUCGGGAACAAGAGCGACCUGAGCUCCCGGACGGUGAAGAGCAGCGACGCCCAAGAACUGGCCCGGAGGUUCGGCGUCCCGUUCGUCGAGACGUCCGCCAAAACCCGACAGGGAGUGGAGGAAGCUUUCUACUCGUUAGUCCGAGAGAUCAGGAAAUACAAGGAGACCAACCGCAGCAACAAGAAGAGCAAGAAGAACACUCAGAGACGCUGCAUCAUACUAUAGCAGCAUCCGUCGCCACGGAGACGUCCAAUCAGAGGCAGACGAGGCCACGCGUGACAGUUUAUUUUUAAUUCCUGACUAAAUUCAGCACAUUUCUCUUUGUUUUUAGUUUCAUCACGUUUUAAGAUUUUUAUUAAAAUGUAUUUUGACUUGUUCAGUAUUUCAGUUUAAACAUUUCACAUGUAUCCGUUGUCAUGUUAGCAGCAUCUUCAGGAUCACCACGGUAACAGGGCCUUCAGGUGCACUUUACUGACCCCCCGUUUACCCCAGCGUUCGGGACUCGGUUCGACGCUGCAGGAAAAUGUUCACCCUCACAUUUAAAGUGUCACGGUUUCUGUUUUUGUGCAUUAAUAAACCGCUGUCGUUACCUGGACUGAAUGUAGAAGCGCUGUUAAACAUCACAACAUUAAACAUACACGUGUUGAAAGGCUGA